Molecule: messenger RNA, 774 nt
Organism: Saprolegnia parasitica CBS 223.65
Lineage: Eukaryota; Oomycota; Saprolegniomycetes; Saprolegniales; Saprolegniaceae
Exons: 3
Coding region: 31-660 (209 amino acids)
Molecular function (GO): GTP binding; GTPase activity
Source: RefSeq, a predicted model, not a curated record
GCCUCUCGUUACAGGCGGAAACGGUUGGGCAUGAAGAACGUCUUGCUGCUGGGCAUGGACGGCGCGGGGAAGACUGUGCUGCUGCGCCGCAUGCGCCACAUGUGCGCGGACGAGAAGCCCAAGGGCUCGGCCCUUGCACGACUUCUAAUGCGGCGCGACGAGAAGGCGGCGGCGACGCCACAAUCGAAUUUCCACGUCACGAUGCCAACGACAGGCAUUGAGGAAGAGACCUUGUCGCACAGCGGCGCGAUGUUUACGGUCAAGGAGGUCGGCGCGCCGAUGCUCUCCAUGUGGCAAGCGUACUACACCCAGUGCGACCAGUACCUCUUUGUCAUUGACGUCUCGAACGCGCCACAGCUCGCGAGCGCAACGAUGGAGCUUUUCAACAUCCUCCGCAACGAGACGAUGGCCCACAAGCCCGGCUGCAUCAUCCUCAACAAGAUCGACUCGCCGCUCUCACUGCCCACGUCGCUCCUCCGGUCUCUUCUGAGCUUGGACCAGCUCUCGAGCUUGGCCAACAUUGAGAUUGUGCGCCUCAGUGCGGUCACGGGCGAAAAUGUCGGCACGGUCCUUCAGUGGAUUUCCGGACGAACCCAAGGCAACUUGCGUCUCAGCGUCUUCGACGCCAACAACAGCCGCGUCCACCCCGCCGCUGUCUAAGCUUUGCAUUAAGCCAAGGAUAGGAGUGGAUAGUUGUAGGAAAGCACCCCGCCGCCGUUGAAGGUAGUAUACUAGUAGUAUAUGACAUGAAUGGAUAGACCGAGGCUAGCACAG